Molecule: messenger RNA, 1224 nt
Organism: Histoplasma mississippiense
Lineage: Eukaryota; Fungi; Ascomycota; Eurotiomycetes; Onygenales; Ajellomycetaceae
Exons: 2
Coding region: 1-1224 (407 amino acids)
Source: RefSeq, a predicted model, not a curated record
AUGUAUUAUCCCAAACCCGAAAAUUUCCGCGAUCAACCAAUGAACUCAAACAAAUCAAGGUCUCGUAGUAGAAAGCGGCGCGCAGAAUCUCCUCCAUCAUCACAAACUGGUGAUACUAAGGGCACCACGAAGUCCACAAGCACCACAGCCUAUAGUCGGAACUUCCAGCAGCACCUAAUCGAUCAUGGAGUCUAUCCACCGGAAUAUAGGUAUCCGGACCGUCGCAAGCCAUCAAAACCGAGUAACUGGACGGAGAUCAAUGAAAGACUAGCACAACCAAGAGCUUCACUUUCGCCCUCAAAGUUUUCUGAAGAUCGCUUUGAAGACUUCCGAGAAGCAGACGCAUAUGCAUCUAAGGAGAAACCAAUUACAAGUUCGGUUGUACCCAUUCUUGAUGGCGAUGUUGGUGACGCUAAGUGUGUUGGAGGGGAUUACCUCUUUGGAAAUCUUGCUCCUUUAACUGAUGGCACACUGGCUCAGGCCAAACCAGAUCACUUCUACGGCGCGCGUCCUGAACAGCUUGAUCGUCAAAUCCGCAACAAACUUAGUGACCAUAUCAUUCCAUCAACGCAAGAUGACCUUCCAAUGGUACCAAACUUCUUUUUGGAAGCAAAAGGCCCUGAUGUAUCCUUGGCUGUAGCUACACGGCAGGCUUGCUAUGAUGGCGCACUAGGCGCUCGGGGUAUGCACGCUCUCCAGUCAUAUCAACAAGACGGAUCAACUUACGACAACAGUGCUUACACUCUUACGUCGACUUAUCAUGGCGGUACACUCAAGCUAUAUACAACUCAUCUCGCUGAGCCUGAAGGCCCAGGCAGUCGCCCUGAGUAUAUUAUGACCCAGCUCAAAGGCUGGUCGAUGACCAGUGACCUGGGGACCUUUCAGCAAGGAGCAUGCGCAUAUCGAAAUGGUCGGGACUGGGCAAAGGAAAAGAGGGACGAAUUUAUUAGGACAGCAAAUGAAACAAACUCAACGGCUCAAUCUCAGCUUCUUCAUUCAACAUCUCAUAGCCAGACAGCUUCCGAGGCAGCUCCUAUCAUGGACGACUCUGAUGUAUCAACAUUGUCUGACGAUGCGGAGUAUUCAAAUGCGCAAUGGAGCUUCGCAGCCACAACCGAAGAAAAAGCAGAAAAAGAGAUUCUUAGCAGGAAUGCCAAGAAGCCGAGAGUUAGUUCCAUUGGUCAAGUAGCGGGUAACAACCUAGAUACUCAGUGUCCGAAUUGA